Messenger RNA from Fraxinus pennsylvanica, 444 nucleotides. The record is from the annotation of a GenBank genome assembly. NCBI's taxonomy places the organism in Eukaryota, Viridiplantae, Streptophyta, Magnoliopsida, Lamiales, Oleaceae.
AUGAGAAUGGAAGUAUUCCUUGAUGGCAACGGUUGGUUGAAACUUGAUAAAUUGAUCGAGGUCAACUUUAGUAAUUGCAAAAAUUGUGAAGAAAUUCCCAUGUUUGGCCACCUGCCACUCCUCAAAUAUCUUACCUUAGACGGUUUGACUAACGUAAGAUCCAUAUGUCCUUCAUUCUAUGGUGGCCAAGAGACAAGAGUAAUGUUCCCAGCACUUAAAAGACUCAUUCCAAAGAACAUGCCUAACUUAACAGAGUGGGCGGAAGCUGAGGUGAUGCCAGUGGCAGAAAAACGAACAUGCAGAGAGCAGGUCGCCAAGGAUGCCAGGGAAUUGCUCCCAUACAAGAUUGAUGAUUCUGCAAUGUCCCUGUGGCAUGACAAUUUGAAGCUUCACUGUCCGACCCUUGGAGAAAAGGGCUGCAGAUAUUACAAUAAGCUAUGUUGA